Molecule: messenger RNA, 282 nt
Organism: Sporothrix brasiliensis 5110
Lineage: Eukaryota; Fungi; Ascomycota; Sordariomycetes; Ophiostomatales; Ophiostomataceae
Exons: 1
Coding region: 1-282 (93 amino acids)
Source: RefSeq, a predicted model, not a curated record
AUGGAUCAUCCCAAGCCCACGCUGCGAGGCAGUCUCCUGCCUGACAAGCCCUACAUACCAUGCGAGUCGACUACCAAGGGCAACACUAGAUCGGUGAACUGGCCCAAGACAUUCGAGCUUCAUCCUUGGCGUGCCUUCAACAUUCACACGCUCAACGAAAGCUACGGCCAUAUCCUUGAUGAGCCUCUGCCGCCGGAAGUCGCUGACAUCGUGCCGUCCACCGCCCGGCUGCAAGGUCUCGUGGUGAAGGACGACAAUGGCCCCAAACACAUCAUCGCCUGA